AUGGCCAGCCAAGCUACCAACCCCUUCUGGAGCCAUAAAGAUCCCUCCAACGAGGAUCUGAUUCUGCCAUGCACCGCCAGACUAGACCCGACGGUCCCUGUCUCGCAGGAGCAGACGCGUCCUCCUCUGGCUAGCCCUCCUUCCACUCGUUCUCUGCAAGACCCAUUCACUACUCCUCCUCCUGCCAGCCCUAUCAUCAGCCCUGUUUCUACUCCCCCACCAGCCAUCACCUCAGACAGAACAGCCCGUAAGGUUGGCAUCUACGGUCCUUACUGUGAUUCUGCCUCUGCCUCCGAGACAUCUCUGAACAGCCAUUCUGGUAGAAGGCUUACCGACAAUGUCGAGAAGCCUUCACCCGAUAGCAAGAAGAGAUCGCUAUGGACAAGAUUCUGGCGUGCUCUGGGCAACCAGUUCUCUCCUCGGGCUUUCUGGGACCUCAUCAACCCGAAAGAGUAUGUCUAUCCCAUGACUCUCAAGAAGGGUGCUGCUCUUGCCUUUGUGAUGGCUUGUGUCGCUGCUCUUGUCAUCUCCAACUGGGCCACCGGUUGGAUGGUGAAGGCGAUCGCCCAGACUCGUAGGUACAUGCUACCUGUUCUGGUCAUCGUCCUCACUCUUGAGCCUCUCAUGUUCCUCAUCAUCAUGUCCAUCGCGCGUGUCCCACCAUACAACCCGCCCAAGGCAAGUCCUUCCACUGCUGUCCAGGAGGUCUUCAAUGAGAAAAGCCCCAGUGAUCUUGAGAAAGGCGUUGUGAUCACCACCACUACCGAGGCUUGGGAGACCGCCUUUGUCAUCCCCUGCCAUAACUCUGACCGCGACGCUUUGCAAAAGGUUAUUGAAUCUGCACUACCCCACUUCAGACCCCAAGACAUCUUCAUCAUCGACAAUGGUCGCUCUCGAUACCCCACUGAUCUUUCCUUCCGACAGUGGCUCAAGAAUCUCCACCCUGAGCUUGUCUACAUCUGGUCUCCCAUUGGUUCCAAGAAUGCUGCCCAGUUCGUCGGUUCUCUUGCAGCUAAGAACUACAAGUACAUCCUCACCACUGACGACGACGUCUCUCUACCCGAAAACUACCGCCACCCCAUUCAUCUGAUGAAUGAGCAACUCCGUGCUGUCGCUUUCCCUCUCAAGGGUAUCGACGCAGAUGGCAAUGUCCCUCUCGGUAUGGUGUCGUGGCAAGACUGCGAGUACCGUAUGGCUGGUCUGACCAAGCUUGCCGAGGACCGAACAUGUGGUGUCAACUUCCCCCACGGCGCUGGUUGGUUCGUCGAUCGUGACAUCUUCGUCGAGCUGCUCUCCAAGCACCAUCCUAUGGACUUUAUCGCUGAAGAUGCCAAUGCUGGUUUCGCCAUGAUGCGCUUGAACAAGCGUAUCGCCUUUGAUGCUCAAGUUACUCUGGCGACUGAGGUACCCUCAACUGUCCUUGGUCCCGGUUUGAACUGGUGCAAGCAGCGUGUCAAGUCUUGGGAGAUGGGACGCCACAGUCUCAUCUGGAAGCUCUUCCGACACCUGUUCAGAAUGAAUGGUCAACGUACCAUUGCAGGAAUUCUGAUGCAGAAGUUCCUCUUCCUGUACACCCUGGCCUGUCUUGUCAUUGACUGGGUCCGCAUCCCCGUACUCGUUGCUCUCGGAGCGCACAAGCAGUAUUGGAUCUUCUUCUGCAGUCUUGCCUUUGUCGCCUGCCUACCUCCCCUUCUUUAUAAUUACAUCAGCUGCUGGCGUCGUCCCGAUAUGCGCAUCGAUCUUUGCACCAUCGCUACCUACCCUUUCUACAAGCAGCUUUACAGUUUCAUAUCUGUCUUUGGAGCUGUGCGCUGGGCUCUUUUCUAUAUUGGUGGACAUGUUCGAGCGAAGCCCAUCAAACAAAUGCUCAAGGAUGGUGAUGAUGCUUGCUUCUGGCUUGACCCCAGGUUUGAGGCCAACCCUGCCUGGUUGGCGGAUGAAAAGGAACAGAUGGUGGCUUUGGAGUCGGCGAACACAACUGUCAUUGGCUCGGCUCCUCCUACACCGGGUGGCUCUAAAUAG
Fusarium coffeatum is the source of this 2022-nucleotide messenger RNA. RefSeq lists its product as uncharacterized. Bases 1 to 2022 code for a protein of 673 amino acids. Lineage: Eukaryota; Fungi; Ascomycota; Sordariomycetes; Hypocreales; Nectriaceae. The record is from RefSeq and is a predicted model, not a curated record. The transcript has a single exon.